AAUCUAAACGUAUCCAUCAACAAUACCAUCAUCUUUGAUUCUUGAUUUUUGAUUUGAUUUUGUAAGCAAGAAAAGAAAAAUGGGUGUUAUGAAGAUGAAACUUCGUUCACUAAAAUGCCAAGUGAGAAUAGUAGAAGCAAGAAACGUUGUAGAGAUCAAAAAGUCUAAAGCUAGUACUCUGUUCGUUAGAUUCUAUCUCUCUGCAGGAUACAACAGAAAAAUUCAAGUAAACACGAGAGAGGUCUCUUCGAAAUCAGACCAGCUCAUGUGGGAUCAAUCUUUUGGUCUCGAGUGUCAAGGGAACGAAGCAGCAGUCCAAGACUUGAAGCAACAGAGACUAGUAUUCGAGCUACGGAGGAAGAAAACAUCGUCGUUUCUUAGGAAGUCAUCAAGAUCUGAGGUCGUGGGAAGAGGAGAGGUUUCAUGGGAAUCAGUUUUCGAGUCGCCCGGCAUGGAGAUUGAGAGAUUUGUGGUGAUGAGUGACUCGAAAAAUCGGGUUUUAGUAGAUGAAAAGCCUAUGCUGUUGAAGAUAGCUUUAAAGAUCCAAGCUUUAGAAGAAACAGAGAAGAAAUUGGAGAAGCUUUGUUGUGUGUGUAGUAGUAGAGAUUGUGGAAGCUGCAGUUGUUUAGAUUAUGAAGCUUUUGCUUUAGCCUGUGCUUUAGAUUGUAUUUAAAGAAAGAAACAUAGAUUUUGAUUCAAAUUAACAAACUCAAACGAUAUAUGACAAAUAGUUGCAGAAGCAGUUUCACAACUCUUUUUAUUAAAA
This is a messenger RNA of Capsella rubella, 766 nucleotides long. RefSeq lists its product as uncharacterized. Bases 80 to 673 code for a protein of 197 amino acids. The record is from RefSeq and is a predicted model, not a curated record. The transcript has a single exon. Lineage: Eukaryota; Viridiplantae; Streptophyta; Magnoliopsida; Brassicales; Brassicaceae.